Lemur catta (Ring-tailed lemur) is the source of this 1847-nucleotide messenger RNA. RefSeq names its product ring finger protein 122 (gene RNF122). The record is from RefSeq and is a predicted model, not a curated record. The transcript has 6 exons. Lineage: Eukaryota; Metazoa; Chordata; Mammalia; Primates; Lemuridae. Bases 410 to 877 code for a protein of 155 amino acids.
GAGCCCCAGCCAGCUCACCUCCGCGUCGCGGCACCGGAGCCGAGCCUCCUGCCGGGGCUUGUCCCUCCUCUGCAGGCCGACAGCUCCCGCCGCCUGGGCACCCCCGCCCCGCGCUGCGACGCCCCGCAUCUCCCCCAGCCCGGGACCCUUCGUGCGUUUCCUCUGCGGUGCUGUGCUCCGGAGGACUUUCUGUUUGUCCGUCUCUUCCUCUUCCCUCUUUGUUGCUCUGAAAACCGGCCUCGCCAGAGACCCCCCCACUCCGCGGGGAGUUGGGCAUCCGGAGAAAGGCGGCCGCCGCGCCCCGCACCCGCCCCUCCCGCGGCCCCGCGCGACAGCCGGUGCGCCCAGCCCGCCCGCCUGGCACCCCGCCUGCGUCCGUUCGCCCGGGAAGCCAGCCGAGACCUCAUUGAUGCACCCAUUCCAGUGGUGUAACGGGUGUUUCUGUGGCCUGGGACUGGUGAGUACCAACAAGUCCUGCUCGAUGCCACCCAUCAGUUUCCAGGACCUGCCCCUCAACAUCUAUAUGGUCAUCUUUGGCACAGGCAUCUUCGUGUUCAUGCUCAGCCUCAUCUUCUGCUGCUAUUUUAUCAGCAAACUCCGGAACCAGGCACAGAGCGAGCGAUAUGGGUAUAAGGAGGUGGUGCUUAAAGGUGAUGCCAAGAAGUUACAAUUAUAUGGGCAGACCUGCGCCGUCUGUCUGGAAGACUUCAAGGGGAAGGAUGAGCUAGGCGUGCUCCCGUGCCAACACGCCUUCCACCGCAAGUGUCUAGUGAAGUGGCUGGAGGUGCGCUGUGUCUGCCCCAUGUGUAACAAGCCCAUCGCCGGCCCCUCCGAGGCCACCCAGAGCAUUGGGAUCCUACUGGAUGAGCUGGUGUGAGCGCUACCUCUGCACCGAGACCUGGAGAAGACCUCUUGCCUCGUGGGUGCCUGGUCCCUCUCUGCAGGCACAGCUCCAAGGAACAGGACUGUUGGGGGGGUGAUGGUUCCCCUUGGCUAAAGGGGAGGCUGGUGCAGGGCUGGGCUUCCACCGUCAGACUUGCCCCACCUCCUGCCUCCUGAAGCCUUCCUCCCUGCUCCUCAGUACUGGUGGCACCACUCGGCGAGACCACUGGAUCCUGGUACCAGACUGUCUACCUGCCUGGUCCCUGCUCUUGGGGAAGGAGUUCACCCCAAUCAACAGCAUGCAGAAAUCCCCUUUCAAGGUUCCCCUUAGGGAGGACAAGCUGUCCUGACCCAGGAAGGAUGAGACGGGCUCUGCCCCACCUACAACCUUCCCUCUCCUCCCCACUCCUAACGCAGGAAGGUCAGAAGGAAAGAUCAAGGAACCAAGUGCUCCCACCAGAGGCGAGGGAGGCUCUGUAUGAAACAGAAGAGCAGGGACAUCUCAAAGGAGAAAGUCAAUGUUUACAUGAGACCUACGGAAACAAAGGCCGCUGGCGGCCAGCUGGCUGCAGGGUAGUGAAGAGGCAGCCCCUGCCCCCUGCCAGGACCUGAGGUGCUAGCCCAUCUCUCUCUUCCUCAAUCUCAGAGCUUCCUAUUCCACGUGGGGGUCUGUGGGCCCCUCCAGAGGAGGGCUUGUUCCAUACUCAAAUUGAUUCCCAGGGGCUUUUUGUAAAGGAUCAAAAGGGGCCUGGGGAGGAGGGUGUCUGAGGUCAAGGUAGCAGCAGAUACCUUCUUCCCCUUUGUAAAUAGUAUUUUUGUACUUCAUUCUCACCAUCUCAGGAUUUAUACAUGGAUCCCCAGCAUGGAGGGAGGGAGGGGGACAUUUCUGUUACUUCCCGGAAUGGGUGAGGGUGGGAGAAAGUUAUGUAUUUAAAGAAUUAAAUUUAACAAGUUUCUCUAACCUA